GUCAUUGAAAAGGGGUUGUAACUUGAGCGCGGACCUGAUUAAAGUUCAUUAUAUGCUUCUCUUUCCAUAACAGACAGCGGGUGGUGGCUAGAGUAUCAAUAAGCGCGGAAUAUGACCACCAAUAGUGUUGACAAUCAUGUCGAGGAACACAGAGACGACGAUGCCAUUCCAUUCAUUACAGACGAUAUCGAAAACACGAUGAACGAUGGUGAACGAGAGCGAUUACUGCGCUACAUUGACCCAGAGUUUCUUGACGCAUCACCUGGGCAAACGGCCAAAGAUGCUGAUCAAGUGUUUGAACAGGAACGGUACGAUCUAGAGGAUCCCUCGGAGGAAUCCGAGCUUCUCGACGAUUUUAAUGACCUGCCUAAGGAAACGAAAAUGUUAGCACCGCGCGACUACCAGUAUGAGAUCUUUCAAAAAGCUGUCGAAGAUAACGUGCUCGCGGUCUUGGAUACGGGCAGUGGCAAGACACUUAUUGCUGUCAUGUUGAUCAAAUACAUAGCUGCCAAGGAACGAGAAGAACGAAUGAGCCGAAGAAACACCAAAUUGUCAUUUUUCCUUGUGGAUCGGGUCCCGUUGGUUCCGCAACAAUACAAUGUGAUCAAAGCAAACUGUGAUGCCAAAGUAGUGCGCAUGUACGGUGAAAUGGGUAUCGACAAGUGGUCAGAAAAGAGGUGGGAUCAGAUCUUUGAAGAAAACGACGUAUGCGUCAUGACAGCACAAAUCUUUUUGGAUACUUUACGACACGGCUUUAUCCACAUGUCUCAGGUUAAUCUUAUUAUCUUUGACGAGUGCCACCACGCAACAAAAAGACAUCCGUACAAUUUGAUUAUGAAAGAACAUUAUCAGCGCUGCGAAAAAGAUCAGCGUCCAAAAAUCUUUGGCAUGACGGCUUCGCCGGUACACGCGAAAUCUAAAAGUGUGGAGGAAAGCAUUUUUCAACUGGAAGCAAACCUCGACAGUAGAGUGUAUACCACACAGAAUGCCCAUUCCAUUAGCCAAGCAGUCAAUCGACCAGGAGAAAUCAUUGUCACAUACUCAACACAAGACCAGUACGAGCAAACACGACUGUCCAAACUUGUCAACCAAAAAAUUGGUCAUCUUGAACGAUAUAAACGAAUAUUCCUUGCAACAUCCAAUGCAUGCGAACAGCUCGGGCCUUGGUGCUGCGAUCGUCUCUUAUACCACUUAUUGAAAGCACAAAACGACCGAGUGUACGACGAAACGCAAGAAUUGCCCAUGGAUCGGCUCAACGACGAAGACCGAGCGACUCGUCAAGCCUACGAAUACACAAUAGGGGUGGCCCACGAUGAUCCGAAAUUAUUGGACAAUUCGCAGUUUUCCGGCAAAAUAAUCCAACUGAUGAGGAUCUUGGAUAUUAUGAGAAGAAAGGACGAUUUCUGCUGUAUCAUUUUCGUGGAGCGGCGACAUACAGCGGUGGCCAUUGACUUGCUCAUCAAGGCUUGCCAUAAAUUUGAUAUGAGCGUCAAAAGCGAUAUCCUGAUCGGCCAUGGCAAUAAUGAUGACGGUGAUAUCCAAAUGCGAUUCAAGAAGCAGCAUCAGGUUAUCCAGCGCUUCCGUGACGGUGAGCUCAACCUCCUUAUUGCCACCAACGUAGCUGAAGAAGGAUUGGAUAUCCAACCAUGCAACGUCGUUAUCAGAUUUGAUUUUUUCAACACACUGAUUGCUUACAUUCAGUCUCGAGGACGAGCACGUAAACCCGAAUCCAAAUACAUCAUUCUCGUUGACGACAAUGCUGCCGGCAAUCAGGCCAUGCUCCACGAAUUCCGUCGACGCGAAAUGGAAAUGAAACAAUUCUGUGCAGAGCAUCCCGAGCGAAGUGUGAGGAGCCGUUAUAACGACGAUAUUGACUUGGAUGAUGACGAAGACGAUGAAGAUGAAGACGACUUCAUCGAUCGGAUAUACAUUGUUCCGAAUGCGACUGCCACCAUCACACUGCACCAUGCUGUUCCACUGAUCCAUUUAUACGUCAGCUCGCUCCCUUCCGACGGUUUCUGUGUGCUGAAACCAGUAUUUGACAUGAACCCUGCUGGAGAAGGGUUCACGUGCACCUUGCGACUACCUAGCAACGCUGCUGUACGAGAAGUAACAUCGGAAGUUGCCAGGACAAAAGCUAAAGCCAAACGCUUUGCUGCUUACGAUGCAGCUGUCCAGCUCCACAAAAUCGGGGCUCUUGACGAUCAUUUACGACCCAGGAGCAUGAAACGACAAAUUCUCGGUGAAAUGGCACCCUUGCUCGAUGAAAAUGGACAAAUCAUCGGCAGCAAACGAAGACGGCACAUUUAUGAAAAACGUACUCCGCGAUUCUGGGAACGUGAGCUUCCUAAGGAGGAGGAAGAGACAGAAGAACAACAACAAAUGAAGGCCGAGGAUGACAAAGAUUUGAUGUUUGCUCAUACAAGCUCCUGGAGAGAUGCAAAAGCGAAUCAAUUUGAACCUCGGUCCGAGCUAUCUCACGUCAACCAACGGUUACGAAAACUCCAGAAUACAUUGACAAACGGAACCACCAACCCGCUGAGUAACGGAUCGACGGUAGGUUCCGACGGACACCAGGAUGCACAGGAUCCAAGUACAGAUCCUUUUGCGGGUUUAGAUAGCGCCUUUCGUAAAUCGCUCAGUACCCCCACCACCACCGCUUUAACAACAACAACAACAACAACGAUAGCAACAGCAGCGGCAACAACCGAGGCAUCAGAAUCACAGGCAGAAAAGCAAGAUGAUAUGGACGUAGAUCCUGAAGAGGAUAUCGGGGAGGGACCAUUCGAGCUUCACAUGGCUACCAUCCUCAUUGAAAUCACGACAGACCUUGCCAAUGUUCGACAUAUGGCCCUUGUCACUUGGAAACCGUUGCCCGAGAUCCCAGAUUUUGAACUCUACAACAAAGGCACGCCUUUUAAGAUUUCGUUCCGACCUGCGCCCAGUACCUUCCAGAUCGAUCGCCCGACGUUGGAAGGACUUGCAGCAUUCACCGUUUCGAUCACUUCUGCCAUCACCAACAAAGAUUUCCAGUGUCCUCUGAUUGAUUACCCGUACUUUUUCGCACCAUUAAAAACCAACAACAGCACUCAGCUUGAAUAUCCACUGGCCAGCGACACACCCAUGGAAGCCAUCGACUGGGAUGAAAUUGCUCGUAUAAUGGUCAAGGAGCAGCCUCCUGUUGAUCUUGACAAUCUACAAAACGACAUGACGGAUACAAUCUUGAUGGACUAUGCGGACAACUCAAGACGAUACCUGGUCCUCCAAGUUCACAACGAUUUGACCCCAAAUUCGCCUAUUCCAUCCGAUCUGAAAAUCCGAGAAUCUGGCCAUGAGAAUUUUGCUGCAUACUAUGCAGAGAAUUUCAAGCUUGAAGUGUCUCGAGCGGAUCAGCCCAUGGUUCGUGUGAAAAGAAUUCUCAAAGUCAUGAAUUUCUUGAUGCCUGUUGCACCGGCUGCACCCCAGGAAAAGAAACGGACUGCCACAUUUGUCGUUCCGGAAUUCUGCAAAGUGUUCUGGACAAGUGCAAGUGUAUACCAGUCGGCCAUGUUCCUUCCAUCCAUCAUGACUCGACUCGACUCCUAUCUGCUGAUCAAAGAAGCCGGUUUGCGAUAUGAUUUGCCAAUUACCGACAAUUUGAUGCUAGAAGCAUACACAACACCUUCUGCAAGCAUGGCAAUGAACUAUGAGCGAUUGGAAACGCUGGGUGACUCCUUGUUGAAGUUUAUUGCCACGAUCCGAUUAUACAUCAACUUCCCGUUCUCAGACGAAGGUGAACUCCAUUGCUUACGUAUCCGUGUCAUUUGUAACCGAGCUUUGUACCGAGCAGCUAAACGUCUACGUAUCUAUCGCUACGUGACCAGCCAUGCAUUCAAUCGCCGUUAUUGGCGGCCACACCACUUCGUCUCUCCUAAUGACAAUCCUGAAACGCUUAAAGAAUUGCGCGGGCACAUGCUUUCUGACAAAACACUGGCUGAUAUUGUCGAAGCGUCGCUUGGUGCUGCUUAUCUCAGCGCAGGUCUCGAAGGCGGUCUGCACACUGCAAUCCAGAUGCAAAUUCCGUUUGACGAGAUCAAACAAUGGUCCGACCUGCAACCAACUUAUAUCAACUCACGAUCCAAGGUACCUGCUCGUGCAGAAAUCAAGGCACUUCGAUCUGUAAGCGUACCGCGUGUUCAAGAAAUUGCUGGUUACGUGUUCAACACACCUCUCUUGAUUGUCGAAGCGUUGACCCACGCCAGUUUACCCAACUCGACCGCGCCAUGCUACCAGCGCCUUGAAUUCUUGGGCGACGCCAUUCUCGACUUUUUGGUCAUCCGAUACCUGUACAAGACAUAUCCAUACGCCGAUCCAGGCUUAAUCACCGAUAUCAAAGAUUCCUGCGUCAACAACCACGUGCUUGGUAUCAUUUGUGUCAGAAACAAUCUGCACACGCAAAUUAUCCAUUAUUCGGGUCGACUCGUCAAGGCCAUCGAAGAGUUUUCUCUCGAGCUUGAGACAAUGGAGAAGAAUGGCGAAGCUGUAGGAGAAUUCUGGACCGAAAUGUCAAUUCCAAAGGUCUUGUCUGAUGUUGUCGAAAGUAUGCUUGGUGCUGUGUUUGUUGAUGCUGGUUUCGAUCUUGCGCCUGUUGAAAAAGUGUUUGAAAAAUGGAUGAUACCGCUGUACGAGAAACACGUGACCCCACAAACCCUCAAGAUACAUCCUCUCCGAAAGUUCACUACAGAUCUUCAGCGUAUGGGCUGUGAAAGCUUUAUAAACCAUACUACAUCAUCGUCUGCAGCUGAUAGCCAAAAAUGCGUUAUUUUCCUACACGAAAAGCCUCUCGCCACUGGAUCUGCUGACAACGUCAAGGCUGCCCGCCGAAAUGCUGCAACCAGAGCUUCGCAGCGUUUGGUUGAUGAACCCGAUUUGUUGGCUAAAAUCUGCAACUGCACUAUUACAACUAGAAGAAAGAAGCGUGAGGAAGAGUAUGAUGAAGAUGAUAUUUAA
Messenger RNA from Zychaea mexicana, 4989 nucleotides. RefSeq lists its product as uncharacterized. The record is from RefSeq and is a predicted model, not a curated record. Gene Ontology annotation, cellular component: cytoplasm; RISC complex; nucleus. The transcript has 8 exons. Bases 112 to 4989 code for a protein of 1625 amino acids. NCBI's taxonomy places the organism in Eukaryota, Fungi, Mucoromycota, Mucoromycetes, Mucorales, Lichtheimiaceae. Gene Ontology annotation, biological process: siRNA processing. Gene Ontology annotation, molecular function: DNA binding; RNA binding; ribonuclease III activity.